This is a messenger RNA of Limanda limanda (common dab), 1687 nucleotides long. RefSeq names its product NADH:ubiquinone oxidoreductase complex assembly factor 2 (gene ndufaf2). NCBI's taxonomy places the organism in Eukaryota, Metazoa, Chordata, Actinopteri, Pleuronectiformes, Pleuronectidae. The transcript is spliced from 4 exons. Gene Ontology annotation, biological process: mitochondrial respiratory chain complex I assembly. The record is from RefSeq and is a predicted model, not a curated record. Bases 31 to 519 code for a protein of 162 amino acids. Gene Ontology annotation, cellular component: membrane.
GGUAACACACCUCCGUGUCCCCCCGGGAUCAUGAGCCGGGUCGCCUCAGCUCUCCGCCGGACGUUCGGGAUCGCCCGCGAGCAUGUGGGGACGGAUCAUCUGGGGAACAGAUAUUAUUUUGUCCCGGAGCAGAAGACAUGGACAGGAAGACUUGUCCGUGCCAAGCGGAUGGUAGAAGCAGCCAAUCCCACAGAAUACGAAUAUAUAGAAGGCAGCAUACCGAUGGAGUGGGACGCUUGGAUCCGAGGCAGACGGAAGGAGCCCCCCUCCGUCGAGGAGCUGGUGAAGAAUGAGUCUUACAGGACGCAGAUCAAGCUGAAGGCCAAGGAGGUGGAGGAGAAAGAUCUGGCCCUUCAGGCGAAGGAGUAUGAAGAAGGGCUGGUGGCGACUCCUGCAAAGACUCUGGCUGAAGGUCAUGCAGCCGCCACUAGUUUCGGGAAGCAGGAGAUCAGCGAGGACCCCACCAGCACGGCAAACACAUUUCAGCCUGGCUCCUGGAUGCCCACCUCCAAGAAAUAGACUGAGAUGUCCACACACACUGAAGCUGCUGUGCAGUAUAUGAACUAACAGAAAAGCCCCACAAUAAACACUGCCUUUGUGAAAGUGAUAUUCAAUUUUUGUCAAGACUUGAUAUUAUUUUUUUUUAUUGGAAACAUCAUUCACAAUAAUCCAAUGCAUGUGAGCUACAAACACAAAUAUGACCUCAGUAAGGACCAGUUGGUUCAACUCAUCUUGGAGUCAGUCUCACAUGAUCAUGCGUUAGGUUUCACAGAGGAAGUGUUUAUUUCGAGGCAGUUUUAUUGGUCUGUAUUACAUCAUAAAGAGGUUUAUAUUUUUGUGGUCCCUUUAGUAUAUUGAAUAUACACAAAGACAUCCUCUUAAAGCUGUGAUGUGUAAGUGAUGAGUUAUUUAAUGUAGUUGAAAGGUUUGUUACGGAAGAAAAACACUGGAAUUGCUCAUUAGUACACCGGCUACACUGGUUUCAGGGAUACUGAAACAAAUAAUUCUGUUAAUUAAAUCAGUAUUACAUCUGUACCGAGGCAAAUCAAAAAUGUUUUAAUUACACCAAGAAUUCAGCUAUGUCCAAAGAAAUGAUGCAGAUGUAAUUAUUAUUUAGAAAAUAAAGGGUUGAAGUGUAAAGAUGAAUAGAACGAGAUGUGGUGAAAGCAGGUGGGAAAGAUUAAAGAGCACAUGUGAAAUUAAAUUAAAUCUGUUCAGUCCAGUCCAUGGUGUAAUGAGACUGUAGUUACAAUAAAUGCUGUGUUAAUGGUUCUGUUCAUGAUGAAGGUGGUGUCCACUGCUUUUAAAUCAAGGCCUAUUAAUCACAAGAUAAAGUCAUGAAUAGUGUUAACAGUAAACUGCAGCUCUUUCACCCCAGGUCAGACUUUAUGUUGGCUACAGAGCUGAUGAAGAAAGGAGCUUAAAACAUAAAAGCUUGAGGACUUGUAAAAAUCCAACAGUUGAAAAGAUGGUCGUCUUCCUACACAUGUAAACUUUUUUUUCUAAAUGCUCUCAGGAGAUGCAUCCAGGGAUGAAUAAAAGUUAAUGAGGAAGAAAAAGGGGAAAACGAAUAGGCUGAAAUGUGCAUUUGUCCACCUGCCUGUGUUGAGAAUUAUCGCUUUUAACUGCUUCUUUAAAGGCUCACGAGUGCUUAGAAUUACAGUGCCUAUAAAAACUAUUCAUCCCA